GGCUCAGGUGGUGCAAUCAACCACAGCCUGGAUUUGUGUUCUCACAGGACUAGGUCAGAGGUUCGUACCAUCAUGUCGCUUGCAAGGGCUGUGUCCAAGGGCUCGCAGCUGGCCGCUUCCAGGCUUCCGGCGGCCGCCACCGGCUUCUUCGGUGUGCCUUCCACGCCAGAGGAGUGGGAAGCUGCAGGAUAUGAGAUCUCCAAGAAGAAUGGUGCCCCGAAGAUUUACUCGCAGUGGAACAGGUGGUUCCCAUACGAGCCCGUGCCGUACUCACCCAAGUUGGGACCAUACAUUGAGCAUGUGGAGAAGGAUACCGUCUACUAUUGGUGCUCGUGUGGCGAGUCGGUCUCCCAGCCCUGGUGCGACAACGUGGGCUGCGCCGGGACCAAGUUCAAGCCGAUGGUGGUGAUUCCGGAGCACUCGGGGAAGCAGUGGUUUUGUGGCAGCAAGCACAGCCCUAGCAGGCCGCACUUCAACGGCACAUGCUGGUCUGUAUGGAUGGAUGUGAAUACCAUCCCGGCAGCGGGCAUGCUUUUUGGAGGCUGCUUCGUGACCGGGGUGAUCUUCACUUGGAUGGCCCAUCCAUGAACGCCAAAGAAGAAAUCCGAUCGAAGGAGGUGAAAGAUCCCGAUUCCAAAAUUCAGCCACACUCGGGAAUAUUUUUAGGCUUCUUGACGACUGUGCGUAAUCAAUAUCACCUCAACAAAUAAAUAUUUACAACUAUAUAUCGACUAAUUCAAUCACAUCAGAUACAUUUUGAAUUACAACUCAAGAAAAAGGAACAAAAUAUGAAUUAUAGAAUGGACUAACGCCCGCAUAACACCGAUCUCUUAUUUGAAUUAG
Durusdinium trenchii is the source of this 843-nucleotide messenger RNA. The record is from the annotation of a GenBank genome assembly. NCBI's taxonomy places the organism in Eukaryota, Dinophyceae, Suessiales, Symbiodiniaceae.